AUGGGAGGAAUAUCACCAGGCAAAGAGGAGACCAUUGUAGGCAGAGGAGGCUGGUUUGACAAAAAGCACAAAGUUGGCAGGAGAAAGGAUAAAGCCAAGGGCAUGAAGCGCUUGGCACUAGAAGAAGUGGCCAAUAGGGGCUCAAGAGGAUUGAGCCAGACCGCUGAAAGCCCUAAUCGUAUUAUCGUUGGCAAAGGCACCCAAUGCAUCCCUAACUCCCAGCCAUGGCAAGUGGCAUUGUUUGACCGUGCCUCUCUUCGGUGUGGAGGUGUCCUAAUUUCCCCCCAAUGGGUCCUCACAGCAGCCCACUGCAACCACAAGCGAUACUGGGUGCGCCUUGGGGAGCACAACCUUCGGAAACUGGAUGGGACCGAGCAGAUCCGGAUGACUGGGCGCUCGGUGACCCAUCCUGGCUUCCGGGCAGGACCAGGCAUCCAUGACCACGACCUGCGUCUGUUGAAGCUCCUCACCCCUGUCCGCAUCACACAUGCUGUUCGACCCUUGGCUCUACCUACUGCCUGUCCCACAUCUGGGACUCUGUGUCUGGUGUCUGGCUGGGGUAAAACUAGCCUCAUAAAUGACCGACACCCAGACCAACUCCAGUGUUUGUCCUUAACCAUCACUCCAAAUAACACAUGUCAUAGUGUGUUCCCCGGGAAGAUUACAGAGAAUAUGGUUUGUGCAGGAGGUAGUAUGGUUGGGCAGGAUGCUUGUCAGGGGGACUCAGGAGGACCACUGGUGUGUGACAACGUCUUGCAGGGCCUGGUGUCAUGGGGUUUGGGGUGUGGUCAGUUAGGCACCCCUGGAGUUUACGUUAAGAUAUGCAAGUAUUUGGAUUGGAUUCAGACAACAGUGAAGAACUGAAUCUGCCUUUUCCUGCCCUUCAUCUCAUCUACAGCCACCCAUCAUCCUUUUCUUCAAUAAAUCCAUUUGUGA
Molecule: messenger RNA, 936 nt
Organism: Monodelphis domestica (gray short-tailed opossum)
Lineage: Eukaryota; Metazoa; Chordata; Mammalia; Didelphimorphia; Didelphidae
Product: kallikrein-12-like
Biological process (GO): proteolysis
Cellular component (GO): secretory granule
Molecular function (GO): serine-type endopeptidase activity
Source: RefSeq, a predicted model, not a curated record